ACUUCUCUAUUUGUCUCUUAAAUUAAUUGAUCGAAAUUUCUCUCAUUUUGUUUGAGUAUCUUGGGAGAAAUCCGCUCCCGUUGGUUCUCUUGUUUGAUGAGCGAUUUGUGUAGUCCUUUUCCGGAUUUUCUUUUGUUUUUUCACAAAAUCUUGGGAAAAAUAUAGUUUGUGUUCUUCAGAUGUUCUAAAAGGCAAGAUCUUUAGUUAUUUUGGGCUUCUGAGCUCCGUCUCUUGUGCCGUUUGUCAUUCUUUUAUUUUAUUGGGAAUUUUGUGCAGAGAUUUGGUUCUGUUCGGAUCGUAUUUGAUUCUUUAUUCUGGGAUGGUACCGCCCCACCCCCUCUCCCUCUUUCCCUUUUCUAUUGAUGCCUAGGAACAAGCUAGCAUUUAAUUUCUUAAGCUGUGGUUAUUAAUUUCUCAAUGUAGCUUGGAAUUAUUUUAGUUAUGAACUCCCGAGAAAAUAUACUAAAAUUCACUGGUUUUUAAAGUUGACCUGCUGCCUUACUUUGGGAGAAUCAGUACACAUCAUGGGGAAUUUGUGGAUGAAGUCAUAGUGGAGAGGGAGCAUGAAGUAUCACAGAUUAAAAGGACUAGUUUAUCCGUUAGCUCAAUCUGCUUGAGAAAUUAUAUGUGGCUUCUCAUAGUGAAGUGUGUGGAUUUGAGCUGUGGUGGCAUCCGGGUCUCCUUUGUGUGAAGUUGUAAUUAUCACACCUUGUCUAGCUUGUGAGUGGGCAAAGCUUCCUUCUAUUUUGUGUUGUGUACUUAAAGAUGAUUUUUGCUAGUGAUUUCCUUAAAGGACGUAUCUUCUUAAAACCCCUUUAAUCUAAGAGGAAUAUAUAUUUGCUAAAUUCUCUUAGAUCACUGUCUUGCGGCCUUUGUGGUAUGGUAUUCUUUCUUAUACUAGUUGGCAUGUAAAUUUAAAAAACUGUUAUAGUGAUGGGAUGGAUUUUUUCUUUUUUUAAUAAAAUUGGUGAGGAUUCAUUAUUAUGUUAACUCUUAGGAGAUGCCAGCAAUUAUGGGAAGAGAGAAGUAAGCGACAUGGAAGACAAGACUCUUGUUGGUGGAAACAUUUCUAUGUGUAUGAUGCUAUUGAAAGGAGUCUAUUUGUUUGGGAGUCACUAGAUUUGAGUAAAGCAUUUUAUGUGUGCAAAUAUGCUGGUAACCCCGCUGUUACUUGAGUGCAUGGAAGUUCAAAAGAUACCAGUUGCAGCCAGCUAAUAGAGAAAUAAGAUUUUGCAAACGGAUGGGUUGAACAGAAUGCCCUGCUCCAAGCCAUGGCUCGUGUAGAUUGGUUUGGAGAUCUGUUGGUGAUAUUUAUCACUGAAGAAACAUCAUCUUCAUUGCAGCAUACUGAAACAUUGAAUAGUUGUUGUAACCUGAUUGCUAUCAUCUCGUCAUAGCAAAAAAACAUAAACAACUUAUUUUGCAGAGACUUCUUUGCAUAACAAUGGCAACAAAUGAAAACCUUCCACCUAAUGUCAUCAAACAACUUGCCAAAGAACUGAAGAAUCUUGAUGAAACACCACCAGAAGGCAUUAAAGUGCUUGUAAAUGAUGAUGACUUUUCCACUAUAUUUGCUGAUAUUGAGGGUCCAGCUGGUACUCCAUAUGAGAAUGGUAUAUUCCGCAUGAAGCUGUUAUUAUCACACGACUUCCCUCAAUCGCCUCCAAAAGGCUACUUUCUGACUAAAAUCUUUCAUCCUAACAUUGCAACAAAUGGCGAGAUUUGUGUGAACACACUAAAAAAGGACUGGAAUCCAAGUCUUGGUUUGCGACAUGUUUUGCUUGUGGUCAGAUGUCUGCUGAUUGAACCAUUUCCAGAAUCUGCACUUAAUGAACAGGCUGGUAAGAUGCUGCUUGAAAAUUACGAGGAGUAUGCAAGGCAUGCCAGGCUGUAUACUGGAAUCCAUGCUGUCAAACCUAAACCAAAAUCUAAGACCGGAGCAAUCUCUGAGUGCACCACGGCUCUUAAUGUGGAUCAGAAAAAUGUGGUUUCAAAUGGCAAGGUGUUACCACACCCCACACCAUUGACCACGAACACAGCCUCCAAAGUAUCAGCAAUAAAUGGCCAGGAUCAGAAUGCUGUCGUUCCUGCAAUGGAGCCUGCCAUUGGGACAUCAGCAAUUGAAAAGAAGGAAGGAGCUGUCACUGCAAAAGUUCAGGUGGAUAAGAAGAAGAUGGAUGCAAGGAAGAAGAGCUUGAAGAGAUUAUGACGAGAGUGAGGAAGUAAGGGGUACAUGUUGUAUUGGAGAGGACAUAAUCAAUGGGAACUACGAGAAAGCAUUUGUAAUCUGAACUUUUUUGGACAUUUGGGAUCGAGAGUGGGGCAGGGGGAGAGUGAGUCAUUGCAUCUCAUUCUUUUGACUUUCCUUUGUGCAAUCACUCGUGUCAUUGUGGCGAAUGGCAAUGCAUAGUUUCGAUUCUCAGA
Phoenix dactylifera (date palm) is the source of this 2424-nucleotide messenger RNA. Its product is annotated as ubiquitin-conjugating enzyme E2 22-like. The record is from RefSeq and is a predicted model, not a curated record. Lineage: Eukaryota; Viridiplantae; Streptophyta; Magnoliopsida; Arecales; Arecaceae.